AUGGCUCCAAAAAGUGCCAAAUUGCCGGUGGCCUCGCAUGCCAAAGAGCAGCAAAAUGUUACAAUCGAAGAUCUGCUCUUUCCAAGGACCACGAUUGCGAAUUUAGCGAAAGAUAGUGUGCUACUGGGAUCGCAAAAGGACGGAGCACAAGAGAAAGACGGCGACGACCAAGACGAACAAAAAAAGGUGGUUCUUUCAAAAGAUGCCGUGACUGCACUCCAGCGAGCGGCUACGGUAUUUGUGAACUAUUUGAUGGUUAUGUCGCGAGAGGGAGCCUCUUUCCAAAAUCGGAAAAGCUGCAACGUCGACGAUGUAUUGGCAGCUCUGGACCAUUGUGGGCUCGAGGGUCUCUCUGCUCUGGUCAGAGAGCGUCUUGAUGAAUAUAACAAAGCACUUGAACUGCGGAAACUGGACAAGCAACAACAAGACGUGCAAACAGAGCCAGAAACCAAGCCUGAUGACGAGGUUCAAGACACACAGGAUGACUCUGAACUCCCAGAUCCAGCAGCAGUUCCAACAACCAAAAAGCCAAAAGUCGAUGGUUGA
Lachancea sp. 'fantastica' is the source of this 546-nucleotide messenger RNA. The record is from the annotation of a GenBank genome assembly. Lineage: Eukaryota; Fungi; Ascomycota; Saccharomycetes; Saccharomycetales; Saccharomycetaceae.